This is a messenger RNA of Closterium sp. Naga37s-1, 3591 nucleotides long. Lineage: Eukaryota; Viridiplantae; Streptophyta; Zygnematophyceae; Desmidiales; Closteriaceae. The record is from the annotation of a GenBank genome assembly.
AUGCGCGUCCUCGCCUUAUCCAUGGCUGCGCGCACCGCCAUCGUCGCCGCGGCUGCCGGCUCCUUGACCGCCAAGUCCGCUGAUCCUCCCGCCGCCUCAAACUCAUCCGCUUCGUCCGUGCAACACUCAACUUCGCGACCGCCAUCCCAGUCGCUCCAGCAGCAGCAACCACAGCAGGAGUUUGGAGGCAGGUGGAGAGAAGAUAGGAGGGGGAAUGGGCGGAGAACGGCGGGAAGCGGUGAUGGUGGAAGGGGUAAUGCACUUGGUUUUAACGGGCUUGAGACGGCUGCAGCCGGAGCAGGGCGGGAGCAACAGCAGGGCGUGAGGGUGUCGUUUGAAGCGCCUCAAGCAGCAGGCAUGGGGGCGAGAGCUUCGGUCGAGGCGCCCCAAACCACAGCGGUGGGGGCGAGAGGGCCGCUGCAGCAGAAGCUGGGGUGGGAGGCGGACGGCAGGGGGCGCGGGGGGAGAGGCGGGGGGCGGGGGAUGGGUAUGGGCGGGCGGACGGGAAGGGAGUUGCCGCUGGGGGUGGCGAGCGCUGUGAGGGGAGGGGGAGGGGAGCGGUCAGGGGGAUGGGGAGGUGGGGGAGGCGGGGGAGGGGAGGGGGAGGGUGGGCGCGAGGAGGAGUGGGGGAAAGGAGAGGGGGGGAGGGGAGGGGAGAGGGAAGGAGUAAGAGGGGGAGAGAGGGGAGGUGAGAGAGGGGGAGAGAAGGGAGGAGAGAGGGGGGAACAAUGGGCUGUACAGCGAGGAGGGGGUGGGGGAAAGGGGAGUGGCGGAGAUGGUGGAGGUGGCGGAAUGGGGGAGCGGAGUGAAAGGGAGAGGGAGGAGUGGGACUAUAUGGAUGGGAAUCUGACUGAUGGGCAGGGCGAGUGGGAUGCGGAUAGUGACGAGGGCUGGGAUAGGGAAGGAGGAGGGGAGCUGCGCGGGGAAAUAAGAGAGAGGUUCGGGCAGGGGGGAGGAGGGGAAAGGGGCGGGGGAGUGACAGGGCAGGGGGGAAGGGGAGAGAAUCCAUUUUGGAGAGGGGAUGGGCAGGCGAGUGGUAAGUAUGCCGAGGGGAGGGAUGGGAGGGUGGGAGGAUUGGGAAGGGACGGUGGUGUCUGGGGAAGAGGAGCAGGCGAGCAGUCUGGUGUGAGGAGCGGGGAGAGGGAAGAGAGAGGGAGAGAGGGGCAGUGGAGGGGCGGUGGAGAGGGAUGGAGAGAGGCAGGGGAGGGAGGGAGAGCGGGAAACGAGCAGUGGACGAGGAGGGCAAGCAGAAAGGAUGGGGGAGGCGGUGCUGUGGCACGUGGGGGUGGGUAUGGUGGAGGUGACUAUCAGGGGAGUGAUGGUAAGAGAGGGGAGGACGAGAGAGGGGGGCGAGGGUGGGGGACCGCUGGUGAGGAGGGGAGAAGUGAGAUGCCAGUGGGAGUUGGAGGGGAGAGUGGUGCUGAGAGGGAGUGGGGAGGGCGAGUGGGACAGGUAGAUGAAGAGAGGGGAGAGGGUAGGGGAGUGGUGGGAGAGGAGGAAGCCUGGGAGGCAAACGCAUUGCGGCAACAGCAGCAGCAGCAGCAGCAGCAGCAGCAGCAGCAGCAGCAGCAGCAGAUGAGAGUGCAGCGGAGAGGAACACAGGAGAAACCGCUGGGGGUGAGGGGUGAUGCUGGUGGGGCCAGCAUGGUUGGCGGCGACAGUGCUGCUUCUUUCCCCACCAGGGCAGUCGAGGGUACGGAGCAGAACGCACGGCGCUUCAACCAGUACAUGUCCGAGGGGCAAACCCUCCUGCAGGAGGGCCGGGGCGGGCUGCAGGGGCGCAUAGAGAUCGGCAUGGCGGAGGCGUUCUUAGAGCGCGCCACUGGCCUGUUUGAGCGCGCGUGCCAGCUGGACCCCGUGAGCGUGGCGGCCGUGGGGCAGCUGGGGAACGCGCUGCUGGCUCACGGGGAGGUGAAGCUAAGGACGGUGCAGCUGCUGCGGAGCCAGUCGCCGCUUGCUGGUCUACUGGGGGGAGCGGGUGGGGCGAGGGGUGAGGGCGCGGGGGGGUUGCCGGGGGUGCAGCAGGAGCAGGUGGGUCGGGAGGCAGCGGCAGUGAUGGAUCGGCUGGCGGAUGAGUGCGAGCAGCUGCUGGUGCAGGCCGGCCGGCAGUACCGGCAAGCGCUCGGCAUGGAUAGGAGAGAUGCCCGCGCGCUCUUCAACUGGGGGCUCGCUUUGUGUUACCGCGGGCAGCUCGUGGCUGAGGAGGCUGGGGACAAUGAGGUGAGGGGGAGUAGAGUGGAUGAGAGAGUAGAGAGGUUCAGGUGGUACCGCCAGGCUCUCAGCAUGGAUAGGAGAGAUGCCCGCGCGCUCUUCAACUGGGGGCUGGCUUUGUGCUACCGUGGGCAACUCGUGGCUGAGGAGGCUGGGGAUAACGAGGCUCUCAGCAUGGACAGGAGAGAUGCCUGCGCGCUCUUCAACUGGGGGCUGGCUCUGUGCUAUCGUGGGCAACUCGUGGCUGAGGAGGCUGGGGACAAUGAGGAGUACAAGGCGCUAGCAGACCGCAUGUUCUGUGCCGCCAUUGACAAGUUCGAGGCCAUGCUCUCCAUGACCGACCGCUGGCACGCCAGUGGGACCACUCGUGCCUUUAGUUGUCUCCAUCGCCUUAUCCCAACUCUCUCCCACCGCCAUUCCCCCACCCCUCUGGCAUCCCCCCUCCAUCCAGCUCUCCUCAACUGGGCACGUGCCUUGAGAGACCGCUCGCGUGCAUCCCCUGUCCAUGAGUUAUCGCCUCUCAUCCUGUCCCAAGCUCUCUCCUCUCCCCCCCCCCCGUUCAUCGCUCCUCUUGCACCCCCCCUUCCUCCAGCUCUCCUCAACUGGGCGCUGGCUCUCAGGGACCGCUCGCGCCUGCGUCCUCUCUCCUCCGUUUCCCGCCUGCGCUUAACCCAGGAGGCCCUGCAGCUGCUAAGGCAGGCUGCUAAGAGAGACUCUCCGCUAAGCGACGGAUCCCCCCGGGACCCGACGUUCUCGGAGGUUCGGAAUGCGCUGGUGUUGUGCGAAGCUGAGGUGGCGAAGCUGAAGGAAAUGGGGGGAGGGGUGCGGAUGGUGGAAGGGGGAGUGGGGGUGUCGGCGCCAUUGAUAAAGAACAUCCUGCUACUGGAUUCAGAGGGGAAGCGAGUAGCGGUGAAGUACUAUUCGGACGACUGGCCCACCCUCGCAGCCAAGCUAAAUUUCGAGAAGUCGCUUCUGAGCAAAACACAACGCGCCAAUGCCAGAGCAGAAGCGGAGAUCGGCAUCUUCGAGGGGUUCAUCGUGGUGUACAGGUUUAUCGCGGAUCUGCACUUCUACGUGACGGGCGGCGAGGACGAGAACGAGCUCAUCCUCUCCACCGUCCUCACCGCCUUCUUUGAAGCCGUCUCGCAUCUGCUCAGGGGCAACGUGGAGAAGAAGACGGUGCUGGAGAACCUCGACCUCGUGCUGCUAUGCCUGGACGAGCUCGUCGACGGCGGGGUGAUUCUGGAGACGGAGCCCACAGUGAUCGCCAACAGAGUCGCCAUGAGAGGAGCCGACGCCGACCUGCCUCUUUCCGAACAGACCAUUUCCCAAGCCUUGGCAACAGCAAAAGAUCAUCUUGCCCGCUCAUUGCUCAAAUGA